ACACAGCAGCACAACACUCACAGACAAUCAAAGUAGUCUCAUACAGUACACACAUAUUCCUAUUCUUCAGUACUUUGUCAUUUGAAAGAUACCCACAUUAGCCAUAAUGCGUUACAACAUCAUCGCCAUUGCUUUUGCCCUCUCCGCCGUUGGCCUCGCCGACAAACUCGAAUUCGAGGAUGUCCCACGCAAUUGUAUCGACAUUUGCACACCCGUCGUCACUCUAACAACCGGAUGUGACGACAGAGGUCCAAACGACGACGACUUCGCUGAACUCCAAUGCAUCUGCAACGCCCAAAACGCAAACACCCAGAUCCCCAACUGCGCUGACUGCAUCUGGCGAAACGGCGGCAAAUUCGACAAUGACGCUCAAGAUCUUGUCCGUGACUGUGGCUUCACUGCAGUCAGCGGCGCGCCCGCAGGUCCUACACCAACUGGACCAAGGCCUGGAGGUCCCAGCUCAGGCACCACCCCAACAAACCCACCAUCGAACAACAACCCCGGUGGUAACAAUUCCAACGGCAACAACAAUAACGUCGGCACUGGCACUGGCACUCAAGGCACUGGUACUCAAGAUGAUGUCCAAGGCAAUGCCCAGCCCGUUGGUAAUUCCGCCAACUCGCCCACAGUCGCCUUAGCCGCGGCCUUUGCCGGUCUUGUUGGCUUUGCCGGUCUCUAUUUGUGAUUGGGGGGGUCCAGAUAAUCAUGUGGUUGGGCAUGGGGGACGGUAAUCAGCAUUUAACGGUCUUGGUUGGGUUGGAGCAGAAUAAGGGAGUUAUGCCUUUAUUGAUAUCUCUUUGUCGCAUGGCUUUUGCCCUUGCUAUUGCAUUUACGAAUCAAUGACACAACUAUUAUCACUUUUUUUUC
Bipolaris maydis ATCC 48331 is the source of this 867-nucleotide messenger RNA. RefSeq lists its product as uncharacterized. NCBI's taxonomy places the organism in Eukaryota, Fungi, Ascomycota, Dothideomycetes, Pleosporales, Pleosporaceae. The record is from RefSeq and is a predicted model, not a curated record.